CUCCCGACAGCAGCUACAGAGUCCGGGCAGCUACAGAGUCGGGGCCCCUUCUGUUUGACGUCACACCGGUGCAAAACUGACACCGCGCGCACUGACUGUGUGGCUCUCCUCUCAUUGCACCCAAACUCGCGCCGGUCGAUGUCUCCUGCGCUCCUCCGCAUCGAGUUCUGAGACUAGAAGUAUAUCAAACAUCAGAGUCAAACUCUGUAGUCCUUACUGUCGGUUCUAGAAGACUUUACCGUUGUUCUGCAUUCUCUCUCUAUCUCUUUGAAAGUUGGAUUAUGAGCGCAGCUCGUUCGGCAGGAUAUAGUCCGUUUUCCAGCGGUUCCUCAGAAGAUGACCAGUGGUGAAACUGAGAUAGGGAACAGCGAAAGGAGGUCGAUGCUGCCAAAGGACAGGUUGAUUGGUCUGUCAGACACUGUCCCUCAUCUUAUGGUGAGAGGUGCUGCCAACCCACAGCUCUCUGCAUCCUCACCCAACAGGACAGGUGGAGUGGUCCCCAGGUAAAGCCCUCCUAUGAGGUGAGGUUAAGGUGACCCCUGACCCCGCUCACACAGCGCCCCUCCACCAGGCAGCAGGACUAAGGGAUGUCACGGGGCUUCCUGCUGCUCACACUGCUCACAGUCUUCUCCAGCAUCCAAGUGUCCCCAGCUAAGCCAUUAAAGGCGUUGAUGCAGAGAUGGGUGAUGUACACGGAGGAGUGUAGCCGCAAUCACAGCAGAGAACCGCCGCUCACUGGUGUUGUGUGUAACAGGACCUUUGACAUGUAUGCCUGCUGGCCCGAUGGACUCGCCAACACUACUGUCAGUGUGUCCUGUCCCUGGUACCUGCCCUGGCACCACAAAGUCCAGCAUGGUUCGGUGUACAGGGAGUGUGACGCGGACGGCCACUGGGUUCCCCAGAAGAACACGAGCGAGUGUGAUGCUAAUGAUCCUGCUCAGCCUCACUAUGGUCAGAUCCUCAAGAAGUUCCGGACCAUGUACACCGUGGGCUACUCUCUGUCUCUGGGGGCUCUGGUGUUAGCACUCGGAAUCCUGAUCACUUUCAGGAAGCUCCACUGUAUGAGGAACAACAUCCACAUGAACCUGUUUGCAUCCUUCAUCCUGCGUGCUCUGUCCAUCCUGAUAAAGGACGCCAUGUUGGAGGCUCCCAGCGUCAACAUCGGACAGGACCAGGAUGUUACAGACUAUGAGGUGGAGUGGCUCGUCAACAACGAGACGGCGGUGGGGUGUCGUAUCGCCGUGGUGAUGAUGCAGUACAGUAUCAUGGCUAACAGCUAUUGGCUGCUGGUGGAAGGCAUCUACCUCCACAACCUGCUGGUCAUCACCGUGUUCACUGAGAGAAACUACUUCAACAUCUACCUGUGUAUCGGCUGGGGUGCCCCUCUGAUCUUCCUGGUGCCCUGGGUGAUGGUGAAAUACCUGUAUGAAAAUGAGGAGUGCUGGGAGCAGAAUAUCAACAUGCAGUACUGGUGGAUCAUACGGUCACCUAUACUGCUAGCAGUUGUGAUUAACUUCCUGAUCUUCAUCCACAUAAUAAAGAUCCUGGUGUCCAAACUGAGGGCUCACCAGAUGAGAUACUCCGACUACAAGUUCCGGUUGGCUAAGUCUACCCUAACCCUGAUCCCUCUACUAGGGAUACACUUGGUGGUGUUUGUCUUCGUGACGGAUGAGUCCACCAAGGCCACCAUCACCCUGCGUCUCACCAAACUCUUCAUCGACCUCUUCUUCACCUCCUUCCAGGGUCUUCUGGUAGCUAUCUUAUACUGCUUUGUCAACAAAGAGGUCCAGUCAGAGAUCCUGAAGAAGUGGAAGCGUUGGAAGCUGGGUCGUAACAUCGAGGAGGAGUACCGCCACACCUAUAGCCAGACGCCCCACCUCAACACUAAGAGCAGCAGCCUGCUGGGUCACGGGCACGCUCACGGGGGUCACGACCCCUCGCACCCCUCCUCAAUGCUCCUCCACCCCCACCUCCCCGACAUCACCACCUCCUCCCCUGCUCCCCCUGGCCAGGGCCCAGGCUGCUCCCCAGAGGAGAAGCACCUCCUGGUGGUGAGCUGUCAGAAUGGCAUGGGGCGGAGCAGGAAGAACACAGGGUCGUCCAUGCAGUUUCCCUCCCUACCACGUGAGGGCACCAUCAGCUGUAGUCACACACUGAUAGAGGAUCAUAUGGAUGAAAUCUGCUUGACGGACAGGGUGUCAGAGUGUUACGAGGCUCCUAGAGGAAAUGCAGAGAGCCACCUCUGAGACUGGGGAGGACGGGGAAGAUUAAUGACGUAACACCCUGGUAACUACAGUAGAGACUGGAGCGGACGGGGAAGAUUAAUGACGUAACACCCUGGUAACUACAGCAGAGACUGGGAGAGGACGGGGAAGAUUAAUGACGUAACACCCUGGUAACUACAGCAGAGACUGGAGAGGACGGGGAAGAUUAAUGAUGUAACACCCUGGUAACUACAGCAGAGACUGGAGAGGACGGGGAAGAUUAAUGACGUAACACCCUGGUAACUACAGCAGAGACUGGAGAGGACGGGGAAGAUUAAUAACGUAACACCCUGGUAACUACAGCAGAGACUGGAGAGGACGGGGAAGAUUAAUGACGUAACACCCUGGUAACUACAGCAGAGACUGGAGAGGACGGGGAGGAUUAAUGACGUAACACCCUGGUAACACUCUGGAGCUGGGCAGUGUGUUUCAGGAGAGGUGUGUUUCUCAAUGGCCGUCACCCUGGACCUAUGUUAAUGAUCGAGAUGGCCUUGACAGACCCAGGACCCGUGUGUGUCUCAAUGUUCGUAUCGUCACCCUGAAACAGUGUUAGUGGGAGAGAGAGACACCUACUCGAUCCUCUCCAUUCCACAGCAAAAUGAGAGAAACAUAGAACAAGCUAGACCUACCAUGUUGGACCCCUCUGACCCAGACCAGCCCUCCCAUGUUGAACACCUCUGACCCAGACCAGCCCUCCCAUGUUGGACCCCUCUGACCCAGACCAGACCUCCCAUGUUGGGACCCUCUGACCCAGACCUCCCAUGUUGGACCCCUCUGACCCAGACCAGACCUCCCAUGUUGGACCCCUCUGACCCAGACCUCCCAUGUUAGACCCCUCUGACCCAGACCAGACCUCCCAUGUUGGACCCCUCUGACCCAGACCAGACCUCCCAUGUUGGACCCCUCUGACCCAGACCAGACCUCCCAUGUUGGACCCCUCUGACCCAGACCAGACCUCCCAUGUUGGACCCCUCUGACCCAGACCAGCCCUCCCAUGUUGGACCCCUCUGACCCAGACCAGACCUCCCAUGUUGGACCCCUCUGACCCAGACCAGACCUCCCAUGUUGGACCCCUCUGACCCAGACCAGCCCUCCCAUGUUGGACCCCUCUGACUCAGCCCUCCCAUGUUGGACCCCUCUGACCCAGACCUCCCAUGUUGGACCCCUCUGACCCAGACCUCCCAUGUUGGACCCCUCUGACCCAGACCAGACCUCCCAUGUUGGACCCCUCUGACCCAGACCUCCCAUGUUGGACCCCUCUGACCCAGACCAGACCUCCCAUGUUGGACCCCUCUGACCCAGCCCUCCCAUGUUGGACCCCUCUGACCCAGACCUCCCAUGUUGGACCCCUCUGACCCAGACCUCCCAUGUUGGACCCCUCUGACCCAGACCAGACCUCCCAUGUUGGACCUCCCAUGUUGGACCCCUCUGACCCAGACUCACUGUUGCAGGACUCACUGUUGCAGGACUCACUGCUGCAGGACUCACUGCUGCAGGACUCACUGCUGCAGGACUCACUACUGCAGGACUCACUGUUGCAGGACUCACUACUGCAGGACUCACUGUUGCAGGACUCACUGCUGCAGGACUCACUACUGCAGGACUCACUGCUGCAGGACUCACUGUUGCAGGACUCACUGCUGCAGGACUCACUGUAGCAGGACUUACUGUUGCAGGACUCACUACUGCAGGACUCACUGUUGCAGGACUCACUGUUGCAGGACUCACUGUUGCAGGACUCACUACUGCAGGACUCACUGUUGCAGGACUCACUGUUGCAGGACUCACUGUUGCAGAACUCACUGUUGCAGGACUCACUGUUGCAGGACACACUGCUGCAGGACUCACUGUUGCAGGACUCACUGUUGCAGGACUCACUGCUGCAGGACUCACUGUUGCAGGACUCACUGUUGCAGGACACACUGCUGCAGGACUCACUGUUGCAGGACUCACUGUUGCAGGACUCACUACUGCAGGACUCACUGUUGCAGAACUCACUGUUGCAGGACUCACUGUUGCAGGACUCACUACUGCAGGACUCACUGUUGCAGGACUCACUGCUGCAGGACUCACUGUUGCAGAACUCACUGUUGCAUGUUCACAAAGCCAAAAAGGAGAAGAAUAAAAACAACUUCCAAAGCUAAAUGUGUAAAAUAAUACCCAGAAACCUCAAGUUGCUAAAUACAGGGUCUUAGCUUUA
Messenger RNA from Oncorhynchus nerka (sockeye salmon), 4464 nucleotides. RefSeq names its product glucagon receptor a (gene gcgra). Bases 588 to 2246 code for a protein of 552 amino acids. Gene Ontology annotation, cellular component: plasma membrane. The record is from RefSeq and is a predicted model, not a curated record. Gene Ontology annotation, biological process: adenylate cyclase-activating G protein-coupled receptor signaling pathway; cell surface receptor signaling pathway. The transcript is spliced from 15 exons. Lineage: Eukaryota; Metazoa; Chordata; Actinopteri; Salmoniformes; Salmonidae. Gene Ontology annotation, molecular function: gastric inhibitory peptide receptor activity; glucagon receptor activity; peptide hormone binding.